CCGCCUUCUCCAUCGAAGCGCUCUGGCGGCGCCGAAACCUCUACUGGUUGCGGCGGAACACGGCUGGGCCGUGUCUGGGGGUCGCCGGGAGGUGUCACGGUGGGAUAGUGGUGACAAUCUGGAAUCCGUAGGAACAUCCGAGGAGGGAAGAGAUGGAUGAUUCCACCGUCCCUCUUCAUCUCGGGUUUGUGAAGGAGAGCGAGAAGCAGCCAAUGGAGAUUGAGGGAGGCGGUAGCGGAUCGGCGGAGACCCGUGGCCCUUCCCGCGGCAAGAAGAGGCCACUUUCCCCGCGGGGCGAGGAAGUCGAGGAUUCACCCAGGUCUACCACCAUGGAUACUGACGAUGAAUGGUUGGUCAGCGACAGCGGCAGCGAGGAGGAGGAGGACGACGCCGACGACGAUAAUGGGAAUCAAGGGUUGUAUCCCCCUCUUACAAUUGAAAAAUUCCCAAGGGCUAGUUGUGACCCUGACAAGCAAACUGAGUUGUUGUAUGCAAAUCCACUGACUAAGCUUCAUGGGCCUACACCAACCAGGCUUUUCCCUGCAUUCAAGACUGGCGAGCAUAUAUUCAGAUCAGACUACAAUCUUGCUGAUCUAUCUGACAUCACUGUGAGCAAUGCUGGAGAUUGCUUAAAUGGAUGCUAGUGUGUUUCAAUGGUAUUGCUUCAGUUCAUUGAUGCAAAAAUUGCUGGUUAUGAACAUAACCGUCCUGGUCGUGCGAAGAUCUAUGGUUUGUUGCAGCACGGGACAAAAUCAAUCCCUUGCGCAACUAUGUUUAUAAGCAUGGUAUUGACAACUGUGAAGCUGUUUCUGUGAAACGAAAGACGGGCGUGGCACGUUUGUCACUAAUCAGCCCCACUCGAGUCAUUGGAUUCUCAUUCCAUGCAUUGAUCGAGUUUGAGCUCCAUGCCUCAACUGAGGAUGAGGCAAAUGGUGGUGAUGGUCCAAUCAUUGAAGGCUGCACUGAGUUAU
Molecule: messenger RNA, 971 nt
Organism: Panicum virgatum (switchgrass)
Lineage: Eukaryota; Viridiplantae; Streptophyta; Magnoliopsida; Poales; Poaceae
Exons: 4
Coding region: 153-644 (163 amino acids)
Source: RefSeq, a predicted model, not a curated record